Molecule: messenger RNA, 931 nt
Organism: Myxocyprinus asiaticus (Chinese sucker)
Lineage: Eukaryota; Metazoa; Chordata; Actinopteri; Cypriniformes; Catostomidae
Gene: apooa
Product: apolipoprotein O, a
Exons: 10
Coding region: 83-700 (205 amino acids)
Biological process (GO): cristae formation
Cellular component (GO): MICOS complex
Source: RefSeq, a predicted model, not a curated record
GAUUGCACCCCAGAGGGCAACAGUGAAGAAGAAGAUUGGAACAUGUACAAGAAGAAAGAAAGUCAUACACAUCUGUAAUGGCAUGAGGGUUGGAGGGGUAGCAGGAGUCUUAAGCACUCUGGGAUUGUUCUCGGCCUCUGUUCUGGCCGCCAGCGCUGAUGAGAAAGCCAGCACAACUCUGAGUGUAGACGAGCUCUCUCUCUACACGACACCGCAGCAGAAGUGCCAGUAUGUGGAGCCUGAGAGUGGGCAGGUGGAAGAGGGCAUGGCCACAUUGCGAAGACUGGCAGAGCCUUAUGCCACCUGGUGCCAGGGUGUAUAUGGAGUGGUGAAACCUAAGGUUGACAGUUCUGUGCAGUUUGGGCAAAACAGUUACGCCUACCUGAAGAACCCUCCACCUGAGUUUUACCCAAGAACCGGAGUCAUUGGCUUUGCUGGGAUCCUCGGCCUUUUCCUUGGACGAGGUUCUAGGAUGAAGAGACUGAUCUACCCAACCACACUAAUGGCUGUUGGUGCUUCUAUGUACUAUCCACAAGAGGCUGUAACCAUCGCAAAGAAAACAGGAGACGGCAUUUACGACUGGACACUUAAGGCUUAUGUUGCCGUGGAGAAUCUUAUCAAAGACAAACCCACCUCGAAGACGGUUCAACAGAAGACUGAUCAAGCAGAGAAGAGUUCCAGUGGAGAGACCAAAGCUUAGGUACAUUACCUCUCAGGUCAUUGCUAUGACAAUGUGUGUUGUCGUUGGGCAAAUACAGGAUCUCUGCCCUUAAAUCAACCUUCACGAACUGCUUUUGCACUAGUUACUUACUCUUUCAUCUGUCAAUCAUCAGAGAGGGGUUAGUGGUCUGGAAAGUUUUGAACUUGAAAAAGGAACUACUGCGAUUACAUUGAAAAUGCACUUGUAUACCAAAAUAAAUAUUAUAUUCCA